Messenger RNA from Haliotis rufescens (red abalone), 1411 nucleotides. RefSeq names its product thioredoxin domain-containing protein-like. The record is from RefSeq and is a predicted model, not a curated record. The transcript is spliced from 9 exons. Bases 145 to 1101 code for a protein of 318 amino acids. NCBI's taxonomy places the organism in Eukaryota, Metazoa, Mollusca, Gastropoda, Lepetellida, Haliotidae.
AACAACAUAACACGUUGUAGCUUUCGGUGGCAUCGUCUGCUAAAGUCGACAGAGGGAACUGAACAUCGAAGAGACGCAUCUUGUAUUAUCUUCGCCAAGUGUUUUAAUUAGUGUUAACAGUUUCAUUUCAUCUAAGUGUUGAAAAUGGUCAUAGCACGUGUGAGGAAUUUUUGUCUGAUUUGGACAUUGCUUCUGAAUUUGCAACUGAUUGUGCCGGUAUUCACAGAAGAACCGGUACAACCACCAUCCGUAGAAGAAGCGACGAAAGACAAUUUUGUAACGUUUGCCAGAAACAACCCGUACUUGCUGGUUCUAUUUUAUGAGCCUGGGUGCGUGACUUGUGAGGAGGCCAAACUGACGAUGAGCCAGCUAGAGACCCCUGAGUUAUUCCCGGGAGAGCUGAAGAAGAUCCAGAUAUCGGACGUGGCCCUUGCUGCGACGUACGGAGCCUUCACCAGUCCCGGCUUUGUGCUGUUCCGGCACGGCACAGGGAGUCCGGUCGUCUAUGACGGUGUGACUGUGGACACAGAGAACAUAGGUGCCUGGCUGGAUGUAGCAUCAGACAUAGCAACAAAGUCUCUGACUGACGACUCCUUUGAGCAUCUCACCCAGGCAGCCACUGGAGCCACAACCGGGGACUGGCUGGUUGCAUAUUACAAAGACUCCUGCUCAAAAAUCCUGUUCGCCAUGGAAAGUUUUGGAGUCAGGAUGAAGAGGAAAAUGAAUAUAGCCAAGGUUGCCAUGGAAACCAAUCCCCGCUUGGUGAAGAGGAUGAAGGUUACGAAAUGUCCCAGUGUCAUAUUUUAUAAACAAGGAAAAAUGUACCGCUAUGAAGUAGAAAAAUAUGACACCAAAUCUUUGACUUCUUUCGUGGAAGGAUGGUACAAAAAUAUGAAGGCGGAGUCAGUCCCAGUGGACCCCUCAAGCUUUGAUGAACUUACAGAAAAUAUUGCUAAGGCUUUGAAAGAUCAAAUUGAAGGCCCCAAUCGCUUCACUUUCCUGACAAUUGCCGGAGGAGUAGUCUCCCUUGUUCUAGUGAUCCUCGCCUGUGCCUGUGUCAUGAGUCGUAGAGCCGCAGAGAGAAAGAAGAAGUUGUUCUAGAUGCUGCCAUGUGCUCAGUGUUCAGCAGAGUCUACUCUGUAUCUUAUGUAUGGGAGAUCACAGGGUGGAUAUAUACUCAGCGUCAUUAUUGAAGGGUCACUAGGUUAUAGGUGGGUAGAUAUACGACAUGAACAUCAAGCGGCACUAGGUCUGGGUAUGUGGACAAUGGGAUUGACAGUUGAAGAACAUGUUGUUUAUGCCUCCGUGAAGAUCCAGGGUAGAAUAGGUCUUCAGUAACCCAUGCCUGCUGUAAAAAGUAACUAUGCUUGUCGUAAAAGGAGACUAACAGGACUGGGUGGUCAGGCUUGCU